CUACCAAAAGGUUGAUAUCUUUGUGGAUCGAUUGAGCUAUACGCCAAUCUCUAUACAUAAAAAAACACAAAUCAUUGCUAAAAUAUCUCACCACCCUCGCAACAGCUGAAACUUUCGAGCUCAUUGUAUUCAGUGGUCUUGAAUUUCUAUCCGGCCCAGAUGAAUUGCCUCCAGCAUCUUCCGAGAACCUCGGCUUUUCCUCUGCAGAGCUUGAGUGGCUACUCUGGGAAGCCAUCGUGCGUUGCUACUUCAUUGGCUAUGGUGAAAGGAACUGGUUUAUCACGAAGAUCCAUUGUCUUUGCGGAGGCAGCAUCUGGUUCUGUUCCAAGUACAGCAGAUGAGACGACGGAAAUCGAUGACAAAUCUGAAACAUACAGUCAUGACAUGACUGCAGCUAUGGGUGCUGUGUUAACCUAUCGGCACGAACUUGGAAUGAACUACAACUUCAUUCGUCCAGACCUGAUUGUUGGCUCAUGCCUGCAGACUCCGGCUGAUGUUGACAAGCUCCGUGCCAUUGGAGUGAAAACUAUAUUCUGCUUGCAGGAAAAUUCAGAUCUUGAGUACUUCGGGGUUGAUAUAACUGCCAUCCGCGAAUAUGCCAACAGCUUCGAUGACAUCCAACACGUGCGUGCUAAAAUUAGGGAUUUUGAUGCAUUUGAUCUGCGAUUUCGGCUUCCAGCAGUCGUAAGUAAAUUGCACAAGGCUGUCACUCGGAAUGGAGGCGUGGCCUAUAUACACUGUACCGCUGGGCUCGGAAGAGCACCUGCAACUGCUGUGGCUUACAUGUAUUGGAUUCAGGGCUACACACUCAAAGGAGCACACGAAUUACUUUUGAGCAAGCGAUCGUGCUUCCCGAAGUUAGAAGCUAUAAAAAGUGCAACUGCUGAUAUCCUGACAGGCACCACAAGGAAACCUGUAAAGUUGAAGUGGCAUGGUACUGGUUGUUCGACAGUGGAAAUCUCUGGGCUCGACAUCGGCUGGGGUCAGAGAAUGCCGUUGUCGUAUAGUGAAGAAGAAGGUCUAUGGAUCCUACACAGAGACCUACCUGAAGGACGCUAUGAAUACAAGUACAUUGUCGAUGGCGAAUGGAUGUGCAAUGAGCACGAACUCAUCACUAGCCCCAACCAAGACGGUCAUGUCAACAACUACAUCGAGGUGUUCGAUGAUACCCCUGAUAGCAACGCGCAUGCGAUUCGGAGUAGAUUAACCAGCGACGAGCCUGACCUUUCUAGCGACGAGCGAGCUAAAAUUAGACAGUUUCUUGAAAGCUUUGCAGAUGAGGACUGAUUAUUUCUGCUUGAGCCUCUUUCUUAUAGUAAUAAUACAUAAAUAUAGUGUAAAGCUUUGAAGGGAUGUUUUCUUCACAAUGACUAUUUUUAGAUCAAUAUAAAUGACUAUGUAGAUCUAACAUAUUGUGACAUAAUUUCCUUUUUUUGGUGUUUAAUUAUAUGAAUUUCAUUCAA
Molecule: messenger RNA, 1463 nt
Organism: Salvia hispanica
Lineage: Eukaryota; Viridiplantae; Streptophyta; Magnoliopsida; Lamiales; Lamiaceae
Gene: SEX4
Product: dual specificity protein phosphatase (DsPTP1) family protein
Biological process (GO): starch catabolic process; protein dephosphorylation
Cellular component (GO): chloroplast
Molecular function (GO): starch binding; carbohydrate phosphatase activity
Source: RefSeq, a predicted model, not a curated record